AUGGAAGCAUCCCUUCUCCCCUUUCAAGCUCUCCCCUUCGUCUUCCUCUUGUUCCGCACCUCCCUUGUCUCUCCUCAACCCACCGAUACCAACACCACACUCUUCUCAUGCUCCACGAAAUCGUCCAGCCCCUGCAAAACUUACGUCGUGUAUCGAACCCAGUCACCCGAAUACUUGAAGCCUGGAGACAUUUCUGACCUCUUCGAAGUCAGUCGCUUAUCCAUAAUAGAAGCCAACAAUCUCUCAUCUGAAGAAGGCGCUUUUCUUCCGGACCAACUCUUGCUCGUUCCGAUAUCGUGCGGUUGCACUGGAAACCGAUCCUUCGCUAACACUACGCACCAGAUCAAGGAAGGCGACACUUUCUACUUGGUUUCGGUCUACAACUUCGAAAACCUCACAGAUUACCACGUCGUCGAGGACUUGAAUCCGACGCUGGAGUCUACCGAUUUGAAACCGGGCCAGGAGGCGGUCAUUCCAUUGUACUGUAAGUGUCCUACAAAUACCCAGAUGGAUCAAGGCACCAAUUUCCUUAUUACCUAUGUAUGGCAAGCAGGAGAUGAAAUCUCUAAAUUGAGUGAGAUGAUGAACUCUUCGACCGACGCCAUAGUAACUGAAAAUAACUAUAGAAAUUUCAGUGCUGCGGGAUCUCACCCCAUACUUAUUCCAGUCUCAGAAAUGCCACAUCUUCCCCCGCCACUUUAUGACACCACCACUUCUGUACACCGCAAACCAUCGAUAACCGUCAUUAUAGCCUUGAGCACAGCAGGGGCUGUUUUAGCCUUGGUUUUGUGUUCUUUGUUGGUCUUUGCUUACUGCAAGUGCCAACCCAAAGAAGCAGUCAUUCUGGAGACUGCCGAUUUUCUUCGGUUCAAGAAACCAAGCAAUGAUCAGCCUGCUAGUCCCAUGACCAAAGGUGAUAAGCUCUUGGCCGGGGUGUCCCGGUUUAUAGACAAGAUGGUCAUGUUCGAAACUAGAGAUAUCCUGGAAGCUACCAUGAAUCUGGACGUGGGGUACAGGAUUGGCCGUUCGGUUUACAGAGCCACCCUAAAUGGGCAGGUGUUCGCCGUCAAGCAGGCGGAAGGUGAUGUCAAAGAAGAGCUGAAGAUCUUACAAAUUGUAAGUCAUGCAAAUCUAAUCAGGUUGGCGGGAAUUUCUACUGACGCUGAUGGUGAUUUCUUCUUGGUCUUUGAAUUCGCUGAGAAUGGAUCAUUGGAGAGGUGGUUGCAUUCCAAUUCUUCCUCAUCAAAUUCUGUUGGUUUUCUCUCAUGGAGACACAGGCUGAACAUAGCACUGGAUGUGGCUAAUGGCCUUCAGUACAUGCACGAGCACACAAGACCGAGCAUCGUACACGGGGACAUUCGGACCAGCAACAUACUUCUGAAUGCCCAUUUUAAGGCCAAGAUAUCGAACUUUUCCAUGGCUAAACCAGCAACAGUCGGUACGACACUCACAAUUGAUGUGUUCGCUUUUGGAGUGGUCCUGUUGGAGCUGAUUUCCGGAAAGAGAGCCAUGGGAAGCGGAGAAGGUGGUGAGAAAGGCAUGUUGUGGAAGGAUAUAAGAAUGGUAUUAGAAGACGAAAACAAGAGGAAGGAUAGGAUGAGGAAAUGGAUAGAUCCAAACUUGGAAGGAUUUUAUCCUAUGGAUCAUGCUAUCAGCCUGGCAGAGGUGGCGAGAGCAUGCACUGCAGAGAAUUCUUCUGAAAGGCCGAGAAUGGCUGAGAUUGUUUUCAACCUUUCGGUCAUAGCUCAAUCAUGUACUGCUUCAUUUGAAAAGGUCUGGUUGCGCGGUUCUGAGGAGAACAUUCAGAUAACAAACUCAGUUUUUGCUCGCUGA
Messenger RNA from Elaeis guineensis (African oil palm), 1833 nucleotides. RefSeq names its product serine/threonine receptor-like kinase NFP. Lineage: Eukaryota; Viridiplantae; Streptophyta; Magnoliopsida; Arecales; Arecaceae. The record is from RefSeq and is a predicted model, not a curated record. Gene Ontology annotation, biological process: protein phosphorylation. Gene Ontology annotation, molecular function: ATP binding; protein kinase activity.